UUGACCACACACACACACAUACAUAUAUCUUCUCUUCAUUUCUUCACAAAUUUUUCCAUCAAAAACCAUGAGCAUUGGCAUAGUGGAAAUGGCUCUCAACAGCCUCGGAAAAGGCUUCGACUUAACUUCCGAUUUCAGGCUCAAAUACUGCAAAGGCAAACACAGAUUAAUUCUACUCAACGAAACUCAUAGAGAUCUUGAUCUUCCUGGCUUCGGACCGAUCAAAGACGUUUCCAUCGAUAUCAAAUGCGAUAAGGGCGAUCGUACUCGUUACCAAUCCGAUAUUCUCGAAUUCAAUCAGAUGGCAGAAUUUUUCAACCAGAAGAAUUCGGUACCGGGGAAAAUUCCGUCGGGGCAUUUCAACGCCAUGUUUAACUUGGAGAGUGGUUCGUGGGCGAGGGAUGCAGCCAACAUAAAUUAUUUGGGACUUGAUGGAUAUUUUAUCACACUCUUCAAUCUUCAUAUUGAUCGAUAUCCUCUCCUUCUCUCUGAUGAAAUUUGUAACGCAGUCCCUUCUUCUUGGGACCCCUGUGCCCUUUCAAGAUUCAUCGAGAAAUAUGGAACACACAUUGUUGUGGGGCUCAGCAUUGGUGGCCAAGACGUGGUGCUAGUCAAGCAAGACAAGUCUUCCAACUUGGAGCCAUCAGAACUCAAAACCCAUUUGGAAAAUCUCGGAGAUCAACUCUUCACCGGAACCUGCAGUUUUGCACCGAAGAGUAAAGAACACAAGCACAAGACGCCAGAAGCCUUCAAUGUAUUUGACACGCAACCUGUGGCCUUCAACAGCUUCUCCUCCAUAAGUUCAAAAGAUGGAAUCAGUGUCAUUUGCCACAAGAGAGGAGGUGACACUUCAGCCUGUAGCCACUGUGAAUGGCUUCCAACAGUUGCUUCAAAUCCUGAUGCAAUCAAUUUCAACUUCAUUCCCAUCACUUCUCUCCUUAAAGGGGUUCCUGGAAAAGGCUUUUUAUCGCAUGCCAUCAACCUCUACCUUAGAUACAAGCCUCCUAUAGCUGAUUUGCAGUACUUUCUUGACUUCCAAUCUCACAAAAUUUGGGCUCCCGUUCACAAUGACUUUCCUCUUGGUCCUUCAAAUAUGUUCACUCCAUCGCCUGCUCUGCAUUUCCACAUGAUGGGUCCAAAGCUGUAUGUAAAUACUAUUCAGGUUACAUCAGAGGCCAGACCUGUCACCGGAAUGCGCUUGUAUCUGGAAGGAAAGAAAUGCAAUAGGCUAGCCAUUCAUCUGCAGCAUCUCUCAAACACCCCAACAGUGCUUGAAAACAGGAUACACCCCCUACCACUGUGGCGAGGAUCAGAAGACAUUGCCGACGACCGAUUCAUUGAACCAAUCCAUCGAAAAAAUUUCUCUCAUAUAUGCACAGCACCAGUUAAAUAUAAUCCCAAAUGGACAACCAGAAAAGAUGUUUCAUUCAUUGUCACCGGAGCUCAACUCUACUUACAAAAACAUGAAUCCAAGAGUGUCCUUCACCUCCGCCUCUUAUUCUCCAAGGUCUUGAAUUCUUUUAUAGUACAAUCAAAUUGGGCACAAGGGUCUGCCGGAUUUUCCCAGAAGUCGGGUCUUUUUUCCACCAUAAGUACAUCUAUUACAGGCCACCAAGUAAAAGAGAAAACGCCAGUUGUGGUGGUGGAUUCUAGUGUUUUUCCUUCGGGGCCGCCGGUGCCAGUUCAAACACUGAAGCUUUUGAAAUUUGUAGAGACUUCACAGCUGUGUAGAGGGCCGCAGGACAGUCCAGGCCACUGGCUGGUCACCGGAGCUCGGCUAGACUUGGAGAAGGGGAAGAUAUGUGUUCAUGUUAAGUUCUCGUUAUUAAACAACUGUGAAUGAGUUCAAAAAUUCGAAUCCCAUUUGAGUUUGAUUAAAAUUUAAAAAGGUUAGUUUUGUUACAGAGCCAGGUGGCUUUCCACCAAAUUAAGACGAGAAAAGGUGGUGGGAAAGCAUUUAUUAAUUGCAAGCACAUGAGAAGAAAAUUUGGCCAAAAGAGUGUGGAUGUAUUAAUGGAGUUAGAAAAUUGGCUUGGAAAUUUGACAUCUUUGUUGACUGGACGGGCGGCAAAUUGCUUGUAAAUACCCCCCUCCUCUCUUCAUGUAACAUACAUAUUUCUUCAUCCGGAUAUCAUAUUUGAAUUACUUUUGCUCU
Molecule: messenger RNA, 2155 nt
Organism: Mangifera indica (mango)
Lineage: Eukaryota; Viridiplantae; Streptophyta; Magnoliopsida; Sapindales; Anacardiaceae
Product: MACPF domain-containing protein At1g14780-like
Exons: 8
Coding region: 68-1843 (591 amino acids)
Biological process (GO): plant-type hypersensitive response; regulation of salicylic acid mediated signaling pathway
Cellular component (GO): plasma membrane
Source: RefSeq, a predicted model, not a curated record